CUUCUCCCCCAAACCAAAACGUAAGCUGAGUUUCCAAAAACCCCUAUCUUUUUUCUCUAUUCGAUCUUCUUAUCGUGAGUGUUAUCUGCUCGAACCGUGAGUCAAAAGAUUACAUUUUUUCAUUUUUGUGUGAUUAGCUUUGACUUUGUAUUUAUGGAUGUGUUGUGAUUGAAAAAAAUGAUCUGGGAGAUUAAAGUCUUCAUCUUUAUCACUGUAAUUAAGCUGUUUCGAUUAUAAGAAUGGCUGAGGCAACACCAGCUUUGAGGAAGCCUGUGUUCACCAAGGUUAAUGAGCUGAGACCUGGAACCAAUGGUCACUCAUUGAAUGUGAAAGUUGUCAGCUCGAAGAUGGUGAUGCAGAGAGGUGGAGGAGGAGGAGGUCGUCCCAAUGGUCCUCAGGCUCGUCAGAUGAGGAUUGCAGAGUGUCUUGUUGGUGAUGAGACUGGAAUCAUUAUCUUUACUGCACGAAAUGAUCAAGUGGAUUUGAUGAAAGAAGGCAAGAUUGUGACCCUGCGCAACGCCAAGAUCGACAUGUACAAGGGAUCUAUGAGGCUUGCGGUUGAUAGAUGGGGACGCGUUGAAGUCGCUGAGGAGCCCACAGACAUCACUGUCAAGGAAGAUAACAAUCUUUCCCUCAUCGAGUAUGAGCUUGUGAACGUUGAAGCUUGAUUUGGCCCUCGGCCGCCGAAAGAAAACAGAGUUACUCAAAAAGUCCCAUUCUCUAGUUGUAGAAGCAAUAGCAUCUCUAUCUAUCUGCUUUGAGUUUUUGCUUAUCAGAAUUUGCAGGUGGGUUUAUGUAUUAUCUGGCUUGCUGGAUCAUUCUCUUGUUCUAGUUUUGGUUUCUUUGUGUUGUCUUUAGACGCUAUAGAAAAAUAAACUUAUAAAGACAUAUGUAACGACGAGAACAAUAAGUUUAUCUUAUUCCUACCAAUGAAGGUCCACAUCGAGACAACAGUUCAAAUA
Molecule: messenger RNA, 962 nt
Organism: Brassica rapa (field mustard)
Lineage: Eukaryota; Viridiplantae; Streptophyta; Magnoliopsida; Brassicales; Brassicaceae
Source: RefSeq, a predicted model, not a curated record